Messenger RNA from Cantharellus anzutake, 954 nucleotides. Its product is annotated as WD40-repeat-containing domain protein. The transcript has 6 exons. Gene Ontology annotation, molecular function: protein binding. Lineage: Eukaryota; Fungi; Basidiomycota; Agaricomycetes; Cantharellales; Hydnaceae. The record is from RefSeq and is a predicted model, not a curated record. The coding region runs from base 1 to 954 and encodes 317 amino acids.
AUGAGCAUUUCUCCUGGGAACAGGGAUCUAGUGCUAGCUGCUCGCCAAGGACUCUUCGUUGUGGACCUUGAACACCCUCGGAAGACUCCUCGCUAUCUACCCCAAGGAGGGAGUUGGGAAGUGGCAGAUGUGCAGUGGAAGCAAGUCCCUCAUCCCUCGUCUGCCGAGCUCAUAUGUUCCACCUCCAGCCAGAAAUUGCUCAUUUGGAACCUAAGACUGAGUAGCCAGAAUGCAGUGCAGCAGAUUCUUCAUGGGCAUUAUCGCGCCAUCACGGACAUUAACUGGCAUAGCUAUCAUGAGAAUAUAGUGGCGAGUUGUUCUAUUGAUAGCUGGAUUUGGGUUUGGGACAUCCGUGAACGCACGAGAAAGAAUGUCAUCGGGAUGUGUGCUUGGGAUGACGCCGCCACCCAAGUCAAAUGGAAUCGGAAACACGAGCACCUGCUCGCUUCGUCGCAUAGGGGAAAUGUUCUCAUAUGGGAUGACAGAAAAGGAGCACUACCCCUCACCACCAUAAGGGCGCACGAUUCCAAAGUUUACGGGAUUGACUGGUCUCGCACUACGCCUUCGCAGAUUGUAACUUGCGGUCUUGAUAAGUCCAUCAAACAAUGGGACCUGCAUGAUCUAGGACCACCGAUAGACGAGUCAAACCCCUUCAAGCUCUCCACCUGCAUUGCGGAAAUUUACACCACGUAUCCGGUCUGGCGAGCCAGGCAUUUGCCGUUCGGCAGCGGCGUCUUGAGCUUGCCGCAAAGAAACGCAACUAAGCUUGAGAUGUUCAGCCUGGAGAACCUAGACGAUCCAAUUGCAGAUUUCGACCGGUCUCCAGGACUAGUGAAAGAGUACGUUUGGAGAGUCAAGGGUGGUUCUGACCCUCUGUAUGGUGAGAUGCACAUCGUCACUGGCACGUCAUUUAAUCUGAUAAUGGUCCAGACGAUCGCGAUUUCCAACUUGUGA